CCCCGCGGGUCACGUGACCGGCUCUCCCCGGGCAGAACCCGGAAGUGGUGAGUCGGGCUGAAGCGGCGGCGCUCCCGGAGCCGGGGAGUGAGUGGGGGGCAGCGUGGCCCCCCGACCCCGGCACAGCAAGAUCCCGGCUGCACAUUCCGACCGCCAGCGCCUCCGGUUGCUACUGAAUCUGUCUCGUCCAUCCGACCGUGUUGGUGGAAUCAUUCGGAUGAAUGAGAAUGAGUCGGCCACCUUCCUCGCAGAACCUGACCUGCGGACCGUGGGAGAUGAAAGAGCGCCUGGGCACGGGCGGAUUUGGGAAUGUCAACCGCUGGAAUAACAAGGAAACGGGGGAGCAGAUUGCCAUCAAGCAAUGUCGCCAGGAGCUGAGUGCCAGGAACCGUGAGCGCUGGUGCUUGGAGAUUCAGAUCAUGAAGAGGUUGAACCACCCGAAUGUGGUGGCAGCGCGGGAUGUUCCCGAGGGAAUGCAGAAACUUGCCCUCAAUGACCUGCCCCUGCUGGGACUGGAAUACUGUGAAGGAGGCGAUCUCCGCAAGUUCCUGAACAAGUUUGACAAUUGCUGUGGAAUGCGGGAGAUGCCAGUACUCACCCUGCUCACUGACAUCUCCUCUGCUCUGAGGUAUCUGCACGAAAACAGAAUCAUUCACCGAGAUCUGAAGCCAGAGAACAUUGUGCUGCAGCAAGGAGAACAGCGGUUAAUCCACAAAAUCAUUGACCUGGGCUACGCUAAAGAGCUGGAUCAGAACAGCUUGUGUACAUCCUUCGUUGGAACUUUACAGUACUUGGCCCCGGAACUCCUGGAACAGAAGAAGUACACCGUGACAGUGGACUACUGGAGUCUGGGAACGCUAGCCUUUGAAUGCAUCACCGGAUUCCGGCCUUUCCUUCCCAACUGGCAGCCGGUAGCCUGGCACAGUAAGGUGAAGCACAAGGGCGACCGGGACAUUAUGGUGGUGGAGGACAUGAAUAUGGAAGUGAAGUUUUCCAGCCAGCUUCCUCAGCCCAACAAUCUGAACAGUGAGCUGGUGGGUCCCAUGGAGCAGUGGCUGCAGCUGAUGCUGAAGUGGAACCCGAAGGAGAGGGGCGCAGACCCUGUGUACGGCCCCAACGGCUGCUUCAAGGCACUGGACGGCAUCCUGAACAAGAAGUAUGUGCAGAUUCUGGAUAUGAAAUCGGGAGUUGUCCACACCUACACAGUCACUCCCGAGGCCAGCGUCCAGUCCCUGCAGCAAUGGAUCGAAGCCACAACUGGCAUUCCGGCUUUCAACCAGGAAUUGCUGCUGGAGACAGGAACAGCGAUGGAUCCUCGAAAGCCUGUGAGCCAGUGUGUGCCAGACAACAGGCAGAACGAAGGGAAGAAGUCAGAACUGACCAUCAUUUAUCUCUUCGACAAGAGCACGAGCACCUACGACGGACAGGUCACUGUCCCAAAGCAGCCGGAUGCCGUGAACUUCAUCCUCCAGGACCCAAAGAAGAUGCUGCCCUAUCACCAGCUGCGGCGCUCCUGGGGACAGAGCUGGCACAUGAUCCGCACCCUGAAGGAAAACUGCAUCAGGCUACAGCAGGGGCAGAGGGCUGCCAUGAUGAGCCUGCUGCGGUACAACAGCACUCUGUCCAAGCUCAAGACCACCAUGAUGUCGAUGUGCCAGCAGCUGAAAGCCAAGCUGGAUUUCUUCCGCAUCAGUAUCCAGAUCGACCUGGAGAAGUACGGCGAGCAGAUGGCAUUCGGGAUCACCUCGGAGAAAAUGAUCGCGGCCUGGAAUGAAAUGCAGAUGAAAGCAGAAGGUUGUGGAAGGAUGAGUGACGUCAGCGGUCUGGACGAACAGUCUAUGGCACUUCAAACUGACCUGGUCGACCUACAGAGGAGCCCAUCGGCACGGCGACAGGGGGAGGCUCUGGAAGUUCUGGAGGAGGUGGCCAUGGAGCUGUAUCGCAAACUCAGGGAGAGGCCGAGAGAUCAGCGGACGAGUGGAGACAGCCAGGAGAUGGUGCGCAUCCUCCUGCAGACCCUGCAGAGCUUCGACAGGAAGGUGAAGGACAUCUACUCACACCUCAGCAAGACCCUGGCCUGCAAGCAGAAGGUAAUCGACCUGCUGCCCAAGCUCGAGAGGGUCCUACAGCUGAUGAACGAGGACGAGAAGCUGGUGAUGAAGCUUCAGGAGAAACGGCAGAAGGAGCUCUGGCACCUGCUGAAAAUUGCCUGCAGUAAAGUCCGAGGCCCGGUCAGCGGAAGUCCUGAGAACAUCAGUGCCAACCGCCUGUCUGCCCCCAGCCAGUCCAUCUCCCCUCCACAUGUCAUCUCGAGCAUGGAGAAGCCAAGAAAUGGCGAGGAGUCGCUUGUGAUGAUCGAAGAAAGUCAGAACUACCGCAGUCAGCUUUUAAAUGUCAUGCAGGAGACAAUUCAGGACCGGGAGAACUCCUUACAGUCACUGGAUUGGAGUUGGCUUUCCAGCCAGUGAGGAACAGGACAGUGGAUAUGGAUGUCUUCGAUCAGCUGUGAACAUUCUGCAGAAUAAGCCAGGCCUUUCAGUCGUCUGGGUGUGUGUUACAUCAACAGCUCUCAUUUUGGGAAGAAACCGCAUGCUGUCACCCUGCUGGUAACCACUACCACCAAGCUGCUUCACAGAUGACUAUCCGGUCCGAUGUUCCAAUCCUUCCUUGCUCCCAGGAUUAGGAAGGGACCAAUCAGCUCCCAGGAACAAUUCUGUCUACUUCUCAGUCUGCCCUCUUGGCCACGGUGUGCCUCUUGCAGUUUGGAGCAAGGGGUGCUCCAUCUUGCGUUGGGUGGGGAGUAGGAACAUGGAGCUACACAGGACUCGGCUUUUGAGGGAAGACUUCUGAUUCAAGCUUAUUUCUCAUUCCAUAGGAAGCUUGGUAAUAAAAUGCUUUGCUUGAACAGGUUCCAGGCAUUGAUGACUGUAACUGCGGCCAAUUGGAGUAAGGCAUGAAAUCGAUAAUCUGCACAGAGCAUGCUAUUUUUAGAAUAAAUAAAAUUCCUUUGUAAGUGCCUUAUAAAAGUGGAGCCCCCAUCCUAUCUGUGUGGAACUUUGUAAAUUUUCUGCUUUAAUUAACCAGAGUCACCUCUUGCUUCUGCUGCUAUCUGCCUGCAGGAGUACAGGUUUCUGAGGUGCUGGAGGCAUUUGGAUAACCUGCUGAUGUAAAAUUUGAUCUGUUGUGGGGUCGUUAUAUAAUUGAGGGUCAAUGAUUCAAGCUGACACCAAUAUGUUUAGGGGUAGUUAAUUUUAUUUGUCUACGGAAAAUAAAUGUUGACUAAUUU
Molecule: messenger RNA, 3286 nt
Organism: Pristis pectinata (smalltooth sawfish)
Lineage: Eukaryota; Metazoa; Chordata; Chondrichthyes; Rhinopristiformes; Pristidae
Gene: ikbkb
Product: inhibitor of nuclear factor kappa B kinase subunit beta
Exons: 23
Coding region: 222-2468 (748 amino acids)
Biological process (GO): peptidyl-serine phosphorylation; positive regulation of transcription by RNA polymerase II; tumor necrosis factor-mediated signaling pathway
Cellular component (GO): IkappaB kinase complex; cytoplasm
Molecular function (GO): ATP binding; IkappaB kinase activity
Source: RefSeq, a predicted model, not a curated record